AUGGCUGGCUCCAAGACCGAGACAGCAAUCCGGUACCCCGAAUCUGCCGACCAGAAGCGGAGGCUGCGAAACGUCACGCAAGACCGGAAAUGGGCGUCGCGCAUGCAGGAGAGAGCCCGCACCGGGGGCGAGAGGUCGUCCAACGCAACGGCCUGGCCCGUGGAGCAAUUACUGGAGACGACAAUGGAUGACCAAGGCCGUCCGGUCCCCGACCCGGUCACGUUCAGCGACGGCACCAAAGCGCGGAGGACGGGUGUGCAGCCGGAUGGUCAGGAUAUGGUGGCGGCUGUGAAUGAGAUUCCCUAA
Messenger RNA from Rasamsonia emersonii CBS 393.64, 306 nucleotides. RefSeq lists its product as uncharacterized. The record is from RefSeq and is a predicted model, not a curated record. Lineage: Eukaryota; Fungi; Ascomycota; Eurotiomycetes; Eurotiales; Trichocomaceae. The transcript has a single exon. The coding region runs from base 1 to 306 and encodes 101 amino acids.